AAAAGGUCGGAACUGCCAACAAAUCCACACACUCCCGCACAACAUCUUCGCAGUUCUCUGUCUCGCCACAAAGGACAAGAUGUCGUCUUUCGAGCCUGUCAUCGUUAUCGAUGGGUCCGGACAUCUUCUCGGCCGCCUUGCGAGCAUUGUCGCCAAGCAGUUGCUCAAUGGCCAAAAGAUUGUGGUGGUGCGAUGCGAGAAGUUGAAUAUCAGUGGAGAAUUCUUCCGUGCGAAGUUGAAGUACCAGGCGUUUAUGCGCAAGCAAACUCGCUUUAACCCAACUCGCGGUGGCCCAUUCCACUUCCGUGCCCCUUCUAAGAUGUUCUGGCGAACCGUUCGUGGCAUGAUUCCACACAAGACCGCCCGUGGUGCAGCCGCCAUGGAACGCCUCAAGACCUUCGAAGGUAUUCCACCACCAUACGACACCCAGAAGCGCAUGGUUGUUCCACAGGCUCUACGCGUCCUUAGACUCAAGCCUGGUCGCAAGUACUGCACUGUUGGCCGAUUAGGCCAUGAGUUUGGUUGGAAGUACCAGGACGUCGUCGCGAGACUGGAGGAGAGGAGAAAGGCUAAGAGCGCGGCAUACUACGAGCGCAAGAAGAAGAUGCGUCAACAGAUCGGCCAGGCUGCGAAGGCCGCGAAAGUCGACUCAGAAACCAAGAAGACUCUGGAAGGUUAUGGCUACUAGAUUGUCUGACAUACGGCGAUGAGGUUGAAACAGCGGUGGUUGAUGAUGAAACAACACACAAACUUGCAUGUAUUUGAAUGGCGCUUCACCCGGGGGGUUCUAAAUGGGUCUACGGGAAUCACAUCUGUGGAUAUGCGGUUCUUUGCAUUUUGCCGCGGCCCACUUUUUUACCAUCAUCUUCAUACCUGAGAAAAAAAGAGCGGAAGAAGAGGAAUGCGGAGGCUAUUGAAUGGCAUUGACUAAGGUUAGAACAUACACCAUGUUUAAUCAAUGUCAGAUAUGGUCAACAUUUUGUGAGGUCGCCGUUGAUUCGAUCGCCCGAGUGUGGGUUUAUAGCCUUGGCUGAAGUGCGAUCCAAUUGUGAAAACGUUGCUCUACCACCUGUGUUCGGGUCUAGAGCCGCUGUCAUGUUGAAUAAGUAGUACUAUUUAUUUCGUACGAUAAAAUUCAUUCUAAGCUAUACAGAAACGAGCAUUAUCAUGGGACCUCGCAUUUUGAGACUGUUGACGGGAUUAAGUAC
Molecule: messenger RNA, 1208 nt
Organism: Verruconis gallopava
Lineage: Eukaryota; Fungi; Ascomycota; Dothideomycetes; Venturiales; Sympoventuriaceae
Product: 60S ribosomal protein L16
Exons: 7
Coding region: 80-688 (202 amino acids)
Biological process (GO): negative regulation of translation; translation
Cellular component (GO): cytosolic large ribosomal subunit; ribosome
Molecular function (GO): structural constituent of ribosome; mRNA binding
Source: RefSeq, a predicted model, not a curated record